Exophiala viscosa is the source of this 906-nucleotide messenger RNA. RefSeq names its product fumarylacetoacetate hydrolase family protein. Gene Ontology annotation, molecular function: acetylpyruvate hydrolase activity. The transcript is spliced from 4 exons. Bases 1 to 906 code for a protein of 301 amino acids. Lineage: Eukaryota; Fungi; Ascomycota; Eurotiomycetes; Chaetothyriales; Herpotrichiellaceae. The record is from RefSeq and is a predicted model, not a curated record.
AUGGAUGUCCCAUUCACUCGACUAGUGAGGUUCAAGACCUCGGAAGGGCAAACACACUACGGCGAAGCCGGCUCCAACUGGCAGAAAGACCUUAAAGGCCAGACCGUCAAGACCUUCCAGGGAACAGACCCAUGGGAUCCGGAUUUCAGCUUGUCGGGAGAGGAAGCAGUCAUAUCUGAGGUGCUGUGUCCCUUGCCAUCAGUCCCAGUGACUCUUGGGAUCGGAUUGAACUAUCGCAAACAUGCGGAGGAAGCAGGUUUUACUAUUCCCACGUUUCCCGUGGUCUUCACAAAGUAUUUGGGCAAGCAGGCAUCCUGGGAACCUCAACCGAGUUGUACACUGACUCACCAAUCUCCAGACACCCUCGCAGGCCCAUUCGAAGAUAUUCCGAUCCAUCCCGAGGCCCGCGAACUCGACUACGAAGGAGAACUAUCCAUCGUGAUCGGCAAGGAUGUGAAGAACCUCACCGAGAAGGACGACCCGCUCGACUACGUCCUCGGCUACACGGUCGGCAACGACGUCUCUUCGCGAUACUGGCAGAACGCUGCGCGAUCAGGCGCGCAGCACGGCCCAGCAAAGUCCUUCGACAAAUUCGGCCCGAUAGGGCCCGCCAUUGCAUCGCCCAAGGCGGUCAAGAACCCCGAGGCCUUGAAGCUUCAGACCUGGGUCAAUGGCGACCUCAGACAGGACGGUUCGACGGAUGACCUCAUCUUCGGCAUCAAAGAGAUCAUUCGCUUUCUCAGCCAAGGUAAGACCGUGAGGAAGGGCACUGUGAUCAUGACUGGGACGCCUAGCGGCGUCGCAGCCUUUAUGAAGCCCGCUCAAUUCUUGAAGGAUGGAGAUGUGGUGGAAAUUGAGGUUGAAAAUAUCGGGAAGAUCUCCAACAAGAUGGUUUUUGAGAAAUAG